Molecule: messenger RNA, 5149 nt
Organism: Cydia strobilella
Lineage: Eukaryota; Metazoa; Arthropoda; Insecta; Lepidoptera; Tortricidae
Product: YLP motif-containing protein 1
Exons: 9
Coding region: 117-3884 (1255 amino acids)
Biological process (GO): regulation of telomere maintenance
Cellular component (GO): nucleus
Source: RefSeq, a predicted model, not a curated record
CGUGAUCAGAUAUCACUGAAAAAUGUGCGAUUUUAGAAGUUUUAUGACUUGUCAUCACUAAUUUGUUAACGUUUUUAAUAUUAAAUAUUGUUACUAUAAAGCAGUUGUAAUUCAACAUGGCUUGGCAAAUGCCGGGUCAAUGGAAUACAGGCGUUCCACAAAUGAACCAAAUGACGCCUGAUUUAAACAUGGGAUCCUACACACCUGAGCAAUGGGCUGUUAUGCAGCAACAAAAUUGGCAGCAAUGGACACAGUGGCAGCAACAGUAUUCUCAAUGGCAAAGCCAGUAUGGCGAAAAGUAUGCACAGCAAAUGCAGUCCAUGCAGGCAAUGGGGGGAAUGGUGCCACCCCUCCCAACUUCAAAUACUGCCCCUCCUCCAGCGCCACCUCCACCAGAGAAGCCUCCACCACCUCCACCACAUGAGAACAACCAGCCCCUAUUUGGACAACCCAACCCAGUACCAGCCCCUGGAUCACAGCCAAUUCAACAUACAGGGAGUUCUAAUAAUAUUAGCAUUCCUACAGGUAACACCCAAAAAAAUUGGCAGCAUGGAAACGAAAACCGGCAAGAAGCUUCCUUACCUGCCAAUGUGGAGGCCUUAAGGAAACUAGCAGAGGAAGAAAGGCUCUUCGAUAUUCAGUUUGAAAAGUGGGAAGAAGAAAUCCAAAAAUGGAAAAGGGAAAAUGUGAACCAUCCGGACAAACAGGCUUAUCAUGAGUAUGAGCAAAAAUUUGAAACUUGCAGGGCACAGUUGUUAGAGCGACGGCAGGUGAUGAAACAGAAGAGGGCACGACUCCUGGGUCAAGCUGCUCCUGCUGCAGGCAGUAUUCCAACAGGUAAUCCAUCCCCAGCUCCCCCUCCUCAACAAACUAUGAAUGCCAGUCGUAACCCAAAUAUGCAGUCCCAAAGCAACAAUAGCUCGUCAAAUCUCGCUCAGCCAAGCAACCAUUAUAAACAACAGGAACACCAUAAAUACAGACCAAAUAAUAAUGAAAUGUCAACUCAAAACUUUAAAAACAAUCCUUCCCAAAAUUACCAAGGUAAUUCUCAAUAUGCGCAAUAUAACAAUAAUAUGCAACAAGGUUAUAACAGGAGCAAUAAUCAAGGUUUGGACCCACAAGACAGAUUUGAGUCUUAUGACGCUCAGGAUACUUAUGAGACUCAGGAUAUGGAUGAGGGUAAUUACUCCCCAACCCCUGUUACGAACACAAACUUUUUACCUGGAGCUGGAUUCGCUAAAGGCAUUCCAGGGUUGGAUUUAGUACCCGAAGACAAAGAGGGUCAACCACAGCAACCUGAGGUUAUUGAUAUAACUGGUGACAAACCAAAAACCACCCAGCCGCCAGACCUUACUAACAUUUCUAAAGGCAUAAACAACAUACUUGGAGAUGAGAAAAUCAUGAACAUCCUUUCAAUGGUUCGGGAUCAAGUUGCACCUCCUAUUCUCAAUAAGCAAGGACCAAGUGCGCAAAGUGCACCAUACAAUAAUAUGAAUAACUCCAAUGCUCCACAAAAUGCACCAUUUAAUAAUAAUAUGAGUAACACAAAUGCCCCUCAAAAAGCUCCAUAUAAUAAUAUGAGUAACGUUAAUGCUCCUCAAAAAGCUCCAUAUAAUAAUAUGACUAACGCUAAUGCUCCUCAAAAUGCCCCUUAUAAUAACAAUAUGAGUGCUCCUCCAAAUAAUCAGUGGGACGGAAAUCAGGCUACACCUAAUCAACAAUUUAGUAAUGCUCCCCCAAACAUGUACUACAAUCGUCAAGGUCCUGGAUAUGGUGAUCAAUCUCAGCAAGAUCAGCAGUAUCCACCUCAAAGAAGGAAUGACAGAGAAAAUAUGUCAAUGGAUCCAUACAGUGAUAGGAAUAUGCAAGGUCAAAACAUGCAACAAAGACCACCUAUGAGACCUAACAUGCCUAACAUGCAAAACAAUCCUCAACCACUUAUGCAAGGGGGUCAAGGCUAUCAAAAUGAUAAUUUCAAUAGACCUCCUCCGCCGCCUCCGCGGGGAGCUCCUGACAAUAUGAGGCCUAUGAGACCAAAUAUGAGUAAUAUGCCGCCACCAAGGCCCCUCAUGGCAGGUGUGCCUGGUUAUGAUGAACAGAAUGAUUAUUCAAGGGGGCCUCAUGAUAACAGAGGAAUGCUUGGCAAUAUGAGUAGCCAGGCAAUGAAUAACCAAACUGCGCCGCCUCCGCCACCUCCACAGCCAGCUCGCCCGAAGUGGACUGAAGAACCACUAUUUACUCCAUCUGUUAUUGUUGAAUAUGAACAUAAACCUCUAAGAUUGAAAGCUCGUGAAUUUAUUGAGCCCGUCCAUAUGUUUGACUACAAUCACAAAUCAAAGGACGAUAAUAUUAAGAAAAGAGAUUUUGAAAAAGAGGCAGAUGAAUUAUUCCAAAGGAAACCCAGAAGAAUCGAGUCAGAAGAUGUGUAUAGAGAAAACCGUUUCGGUCCAGGUGAUUAUAUGGAAAGUCGUUUUGCCGCUGAAGAUAACUCUAGGGAUUAUUCACCAAGGGAUUUCGAACGACGAUAUCCUAGAGAAGAAAUACGACAUGACCGUAGGGAAUUAAGAGAUGACUACAGGGAUGUCAGAGGUCCUCCUAGGGACGAAUAUGAUGAUAGAAUUGAUAGACGAAGGCCCGAUGAAAGAUACGAUGAAAGAAGACGCGAUGAUCGCGACAGGUUUUCUAGACGCGAAGAUUUUAGUAGAGACAGAGGGCGGGAACGUGAUCGAGAUAGAGAAGAUUCAUACAGAGAUAGACAAAGAGAUAUACGUAGAGAUGACAACCGCCAUGACAGUAGAAAUCGCAGUAGGAGUCGUGACCGUGACACCCGUAAAAGAGGCCGCAGCAAAGAAAGUAACAUAAGCGAGGCCUCGUCAAAGAAAUCGAAAGAAGUGGAGAAGAAAAAUGAAACUCCCAAGCAUGUUGUAAUGAUUGACGAUAUUUUAGAACCCCCAGGUCGUGAAAUGAGGCCAGAGAAAAUAGUUAUUAUUUUACGAGGUCCCCCUGGCAGUGGCAAAUCGUAUUUAGCAAAAUUAAUAAGAGACCGCGAGGCAGAACACGGCGGGACUGCUCGAAUUAUGUCCAUUGACGACUAUUUCAUGCAGGAAGGGGAAAUAGAAGAAAAAGAUCCUACUACUGGCAAAAUUGUCAAGAAACCAUCUUUAAAAUAUGAAUAUGAAGCAAAAUCAGAAGAAACUUAUUUGAACUCUCUGAAAAGAGCAUUUAAAAGGUCAUUGACUGACGGCUACUUCAACUUUUUGAUAUACGACGCAGUGAAUGACACACUGAGAAGUUACGCUGAUAUUUGGAACUAUGCUAGACAACAAGGAUUCCAGGUGUACAUUUGUACAAUGGAGCUGGAUUGCCAGAUAUGUUUCAAGAGGAACAUCCACGGUCGGACGUUGGGUGAUAUUCAAGUGGUAACCACUCGGUUCUUCCCGACCCCGGACCAUCACAUUCAGCUGGACGCGACGACGCUGUUACAAAGCGGAGCCAUAACUGAGGUGCAGAUGGAGGACGUGGAUGACGAUAUCAUAAUGGAGGACGCGCAGGAACCUGAGGUUGAAAGCUCUUUUACUUCGAAGUGGGAGAAAAUGGAUGACGCGGCGCAACUAGCUCGACUCGACGGCACCAGCAAGCCGCUCCGGCCCUCGCACGUCUCAAUGGAGGACUACCUACAACUAGACGACUGGAAACCAACCACAGCUAAGCCAGGGAAGAAAACGGUACGCUGGGCAGACAUAGAAGAGAGCAGACAGCAAGAGAAGAUGCGUGCCAUCGGAUUUGUGGUAGGACAGACGGACUGGAAUCGCAUGACAGAUCCUACUAUGGGGUCUAGUGCGCUCACUCAAACUAAGUACAUUGAGAGAGUUAGAAGAAAUUAAGUCAUAACUCAUAGUUUAGUGUUACCAUUGAAUCUUUUAUAAGAAAACCAGUUCAGAUAACUUGUUUGAAGUUUUCAAUAUAUAUCUAGGCAGUAAUUUCGGAUAACAAAUAAAAAUGUUAUUCUAUUAUGAAUGUCGAAGAUUUGUGCGUAGCAUACCCUCUUAAGACCAUAUAAUUGAAAAACACAAAAUUUGAACUUGCAGGGAAUAUGGUUGAUUUUUAUUUGUUUUAAAAUUUAACGAAACAAAAGAAAUGCAACUGUUCCAAUUGAAUAUGGUUUAAAUUUAAUUGAACUGAAGAAAUACUAUAUGUAGGACCUUGGACACGUAAUAGGAUACGUAAGAUACUGUCAAUCACUUUUUUCUUCAUCUUUUCGUAUUUAUACGCUAAAGUUUGCGGCUCCAGCGCAGGACAAUUGAUUAAAUGAAAUAUAUUCCCUCUUAUUAUGUUAUGUCUGAUAAUUAAGCUUAAGCUUGUGUUAGUUUUAUUCCCUGGCAUACAGGUUAACGUUAUUUAUGUGAUACUUUUUUCCUAAUAUGAAUCGAAAUUUAUAUCUGAUUUCAAAUACCUCUAGUAGGACUUUUCCUACACCACGCAACUCUCGCUUUUGCUUGGUCGCAAGACAAGUAAAUUAGGUAUAGUAAAUACCUAAUAUUAUUAGGAAAUUCAGAGUAGCUACAGUGUUACGCACCGUUAAUUUCAGUAUGUACGAAUAUAGCACUAGUACAGAAUCUUCAUCUGUAGCAGAAUCAUCAGGACAAGGCAGAGGAUUUUUCAAGCGAUACAAGCUUACAGUAAUUAACUUAAUUUUAAUUUUUCUUGAAGUAUUUUAGCUUUUGUCACAACAAGCCGACCAUACAUGACAUUUUCUAGCUAUCUGGUUGAUGUUGGUGAUAUCAAUUUAUUAAGUAGACGUUCAUCGUUUAUCAAGUCUAUUGAUUUAAAGGCGGUAAUCCACUUCUGCACACGCUAAACAUGAAUGCAGAUCGUGUCGGCUUUUUGAUUUAAAACCACAGAAAACAAAAAAAAAACUUAUAAACUUGUGUAAGCAAUUGUGCACUGCAGCAGGGUUUCACCGGAAAGUGACCCCUUUGGGCUCAUUUGAUUUUGUUUAGACAUAAUAAAUAAUAUUUGUAAAUUAGGUAGAUAGUAGAUAUUAUUUUUGUCGCGUUUCCAGUUGCAAAAAUGUUCAUUAUCAUACAUAUGAAUAUUUCACAACUGGAUAGAUGGACAGUAAAGGCACCAAGCUCCUAAAUAUACCAAG